Messenger RNA from Maniola jurtina (meadow brown), 1229 nucleotides. RefSeq lists its product as uncharacterized. The record is from RefSeq and is a predicted model, not a curated record. Bases 107 to 865 code for a protein of 252 amino acids. The transcript has a single exon. NCBI's taxonomy places the organism in Eukaryota, Metazoa, Arthropoda, Insecta, Lepidoptera, Nymphalidae.
UAAAAUUAUGUUUAUCUGUUAAUACAUAAUUUCCAUAUAUAAGUGUAAGAUACGAUAAAAAUAAUAGUACUUUGAAAAACUAGAUCAGAGAACUGUGAAAAUUAUAAUGAGUUUUGUUAAUAAAGUUGUUCUUAUAACUGGUGGCAGUUCUGGUAUAGGAGCCGCUACAGCUAUAGCUUUCACUAAAGAAGGUGCAAACGUGGCAAUAGUAGGAAGAAAUGAGGAAAAGCUGAAAGGCGUUAUAGAAAAAUGUACAAGUGCAGGAAAAGAACCUUUAUCGAUCAAAGCGGACAUCACACACGAGGGAGAUCCCGAAAGAAUAGUUAAAGAGACAAUCGAAGCAUUCGGAGAAAUAGACAUACUUGUCAACAACGCGGGACUCGUAAGAUAUGCCCAAAUCCUGGACAGUAACAUUUUGGAAACGUAUGAUCUUAUCAUGAACACGAACCUCCGCGCCCAAAUUCACCUGACACAUUUAGUGGGUCCUUCUUUAAUUAAAUCUAGGGGAAAUAUCAUCAAUGUCUCCAGCGUAGCCUCGAAAACAAGACCAACCAUUACGGCACAUGUUAUAUAUGAUAUAUCAAAAACAGCAUUUACGCACUUCUCCCGCGCAGCCGCGGCGGAGUUUGCGCCUCAUGGCGUGAGAGUAAAUACCGUGAGUCCUGGGGCGGUGGACACUGAUAUUCUGCUUAACGCUGGUGUAACUCAUAUAUCCUUCCCUGAUAUGAAAGAUGAAAUGCCACUUCGUAGAAUAUCAGAACCUGAAGAAAUUGCUGAUAUUAUCCUUUUCAUCGCAAGCGAUAAAGCAAAGGCAAUCACUGGAUCAGAUUAUGUAAUAGAUAAUGGAGCUUUAUUGAAAUUUUGACUUUAUUGUUUUAAAUAUAAAAUUGUAAGAGUAAUAAACACUAGGCACCUACCACGUUUUCUCAAAAGUGUGCAUUCAAAUUAUAUGUGAAGUUUAUUUAAUUCCAUUAUAAUAAAAUCUUCCCGUAUCUUUUAUACUGUCAUAAAAUUGGUAUAAUAUGGUGUAUGUUUAUUUGUAAGCGCCUACAUUACAAAUCCGCUGUACUGAUUGAGACAAAAUUCUUAUUUUGACGAAAAUUAAUCCGUCUUAGACUGAGUCAUCACUUACCACCAAGUGAGAUUGCAGUCAAGGCCUAACUUGUAUCUUCAUAAAAAAAAUGGUUCCUUGUUUCUAAGUUUCUAAAAAUUAAAGCUCGUAAACAUUC